This is a messenger RNA of Metopolophium dirhodum (rose-grain aphid), 3132 nucleotides long. Its product is annotated as lysine-specific demethylase 4A-like. The transcript has 15 exons. Gene Ontology annotation, molecular function: histone H3K36 demethylase activity; histone H3K9 demethylase activity. The coding region runs from base 453 to 2981 and encodes 842 amino acids. The record is from RefSeq and is a predicted model, not a curated record. Gene Ontology annotation, cellular component: nucleus. Lineage: Eukaryota; Metazoa; Arthropoda; Insecta; Hemiptera; Aphididae. Gene Ontology annotation, biological process: chromatin remodeling.
GGCAGGGUGUGGAGUGGUCGGCGAACAAGAUGCGUAUCAACAAGUCACUGACAUGGGUACCUACCCGUCUAUUUCGUCGUGAUAAGUAUUUUGGCAUUUGUGUAAUGUGUACCGUAUUCGUCUCGUCGUGUUCUGUCGGAAACUUAGAAGUUCGACGUUAAAUUCGAAAUUAUCGCAAGUGGAAAAUACAACGGUCUUCCGAGCUCGGUGUUAUCGUCGCUAGUCCGUUCGUAGAUGGCUUGAGUUUUGUUGAAACCGCGAUCGAUCCAUCGUUACCUAAACGUUCGUUUUUAACCAAUCUACCUAACGACCGACACUACAAUCAGGCACUGCGUUUGACUGAUGAGUGAGUCCGUCGGACGGAUUGAAAGAAAAUCGAAUACUGUUGUUGAUGUAUGUCGCGUAAAUUAUAAUUCUCUACAUUGAUACCUAUAUCUCCGCCAAAUUAUAAGAUGUGUUCUGAUAAAAUCAUGGUUUUCAGACCAACUUGGGCAGAAUUUAAAAAUUUCAGUAGCUAUAUUGAACUGAUGGAGAAGGAAGGUGCUCACAGAGCUGGAUUGGCGAAAGUUAUCCCACCACCUGAAUGGAUAGCAAGAAGAAAGCGUUAUGAUGAAGAUGAUAUUAUGAGUUUGAAAAUUCCAGCUCCAAUCAGUCAAGUUGCACGAGGUAAUCAAGGACUUUUUCAACUACUUAAUGUAGAAAAGAAACCAAUGACAGUAUCCAAUUAUAAAAUAAUAGCAGAAUCUGAUAAAUUUAAGACACCUGACCACUUUGAUUAUGACGAUCUUGAAAGAAAAUUUUGGAAAAAUAUUAUGUACAAACCCCCAUUGUAUGGUGCAGAUGUAUCUGGAUCUAUUACGGAUAAAGAUGUUGAUGUUUGGAAUAUUAACAAAUUGGGUACAAUAUUAGAUUAUGUAAAUGAAGAUUAUGGUGUUAGAAUUGAAGGUGUCAAUACAGCUUAUUUAUAUUUUGGUAUGUGGAAAUCCUUAUUUGCUUGGCACACUGAAGACAUGGACUUGUAUAGUAUUAACUAUAUACAUGAAGGAUAUCCAAAGACAUGGUAUACAAUACCUCCAGAACAUGGCCACCACUUUGAAAAGUUGGCUAAUCGCCUUUUUUCAACUGAAGCUUCAAACUGCUCUGCUUUUCUCAGACAUAAAACGACAAUUAUAUCUCCUAAUAUUUUGAAACAAAAUUAUAUACCAUUUAAUAAAAUCACACAAGAGCGAGGUGAAUUUAUGAUAACAUUCCCCUUUGGAUAUCAUUCGGGUUUUAACCACGGAUUCAAUAUGGCGGAAUCCACUAAUUUUGCAUCUCCACGCUGGGUGGAAUAUGGGAAAAAAGCUUCACUAUGUCAUUGCAGUGAAGAUUCAGUGAAGAUUUGUAUGGAUACAUUCGUUAAACGUAUACAACCCGAAAAGUAUGAAUUAUGGCUUCAAAAGAAUAAUAUUGGUGCUCAUCCAAAAGAUUCUUCUGGUACUUUAGAAGCUCCUUUGACUAGUAAAUCUAACAUAUUAUGUAAUAAGAACAAUGUAGGUAUUCCAAAAAAUAAUAUUAAAGCUGGUAGAAAACGUCGCCGUGUAGCACUUUUAUCAGACUCUGAAUCGUCUAAUGAUACAAUAUAUGCAAAUAAAGCUAUAGAUGUGAAUAAAUGUCUCAAUAAGAGUAUUAAAUAUUCAACAGUAAAAUGUGACAAUGUUAAUGAUAACGCGCAUUUAAAUAUAGUUGUAACUAAACCAUUACCACUAUUUAAUUUGGAAAAGCCACGUAAUUCAUCUCUCACCAGUUCAAAACCCCACAAGAAUUCAAAAAAUCAACCAUCUAAUAUGACAUCAAUAUUUAUGACUCAAACUAAAGAAAAAAUAGAUUUGGAAUCCACACGGAAUUUCAUUCAUGUACCUAUGCCGAUUAAGGAAGAAAAACAUGAAAUUGAUGGUAUACAAAAUAAUAUCAGCGUUAUGGUUAAGAAUUGUUGCUCAUUUGAGAUUGAGCGACUGUAUAAUAUUUAUAGAAGUAUGGAUGAUCCACAUUGUUCAAUAUGUAUGAUGUUAAAUCGUAAAAAGUUAACUUUCAACUUGGAUUGGCAAAUCAUAGCAAAAUUGUCCGUGUUACCCACCUUGAAGAAACCUACCAAAGCAUUAUAUAAACAUGCACUUUCUGGCAGUGACAAGGUUUUUAAGGAAAAACUCAUAAGAUGUGAAAAAUGUUAUUUGACCGUUCAUGAAGUGUGUUAUGGCAUAACUAUAGACACAAGUAUUCAUUGGUUGUGUGAUCGAUGCAUGACAAAUCCUAAGCUUGCUGCUUGUGUAUAUUGUCCAUUGAAAGGUGGUGCUCUAAAAGAAUUUAAAAUCAAUGGAUGGUCACAUGUUGAAUGUCAUCUUUUUGUGCACGGCAGUAGUCCGUUAUUAGCUACCAAUACUUUUUCAACAGACUUUAUAACUAACCAAAAGUGUGUAAUAUGCAAUUUAACAUCUGGUAAUUGUUUUCGUUGCUCUGCAAGCGGUUGCCGUGCACGGUUCCAUAUUUCUUGUGGAAUAUUUGCUGGAUAUGAUUAUCAAAUUAACCAAAAGAGCAAGCAUAUUGCUUUAAUCCAUUGCAAUAAUCAUUCAUAUGUUCCAGAUAAAAACCUGUUAGUUCACAUAAAUCAAAAACUAUGGGCAAGGCACUUGGAACGUAAAAGGAUCUCUGAAUGUCGAAUUGUAAAAAUUGAUAAAACUCCUUUAGGUAUUGUGAAAUUCAGUGAUGGUACAAUAUCAGACAGUAUUACACUAAAAGAAAUUAAGAACUAUGCAAAUAAUUUUCCACUUAUUAACAAAGAAAUACAUUUAAAAUCUGGUGACACAGGUUUAUUUCUGGGCUUAAAUUAUAAGCCAAUAUAUUCAGUUGAAUAUAACGAUGGUACAUCUGGUUGUCUACUCCCUGAUGAUCUAUGCAGUUUCGAUGAAAAACUUAAUAGCAGUCUGCAACGGCAAGCUAUAUGACCAUUUGGGUUAACUAAAUAUCAAAAAAGAAAAGAAAAUAAUUGAUGUUUUAUAAGUAUAUUACUUAAUUAACUAUUUCACUUAAAGAACUUUUAAGAAUAUAAUAUAUAUAUUUUUUAAUCAACUUGUAAUUCAUUUUAUAUAUUGUACG